AUGUCCACUUCAAUUUCAAACCAAGAAGCAAGCCUGUACGAUAGACAGAUACGUCUAUGGGGUUUAUCAGCACAGAACAAGAUACGCAGUAGCCACGUUGUACUGGUCAAUGCUCUGCGUGGAUGCUCAUGCGAAGUCGCAAAGAAUCUAACACUCGCCGGUGUAGGCAAGUUAACGCUUAUAGUGGAGCAUACCGACUGGGAUAAUGUAAAAGUCGAUGGAAGUACAGCCAUUUUUAUACGCGGCGGUGAGAACAAUACACAGAGCACAGAGGAUACAUUCAAAUCAAAUAUCAAUAACCUCAAUCCACACGUGCAAGUAGAAAUUAAAUCAGUGGACAGCUACAGUAACCUUGUGGACGCGUACAAAACAGCGAAUAUCGUCAUAGCUACAGAUCUACAGCCACACAAUUACAACGCCAUCCACUCACAGCUCAACCCACUAACACCACUCUACUUGAUUGGCACUCUCGGACUGGCUGGGUACGUGAUUGUGACGAAUGGUUCUGUUGACGCGAGUGGGAGUGAAAUGGUACACAAAACUCUCGACCAACUUACUCAAUCAAAACCUGGCACCAAAACACGUAAAUUGCGCGAAAAAAGAGAUUUGCUGGGUAAAUGGAGGGGAUGGCUAUUGGUAAUGGCGUGGUGGAGUUGGCUAGAAAACGAGAGGAGGAGUGUAACAACAGAGAGUGAGGAUGUUGACAGGUUCUACGACACCCUCCUCAAUAAAGCCAAGUAUGCUGAUUUAAUUGAUGACAAUCCACUGCCAUUCACAAAGGCAGACGUAGCUCAGCUUAUACCCUCACUCAACACCUCGAUAGCUCCCGUACAUGCCACCCUCGGUGGUUUCAUUGCGCAGGAUGUCAUCAGCGCUAUCAGCAGCAAACACCCCGGGACAAAUAACGCUUGGAAUUGGUUGAGUUAUGAUGCCAAAUUGGGUGUAUUCUCAAGACUUAAGUUGUGA
Molecule: messenger RNA, 966 nt
Organism: Wallemia ichthyophaga EXF-994
Lineage: Eukaryota; Fungi; Basidiomycota; Wallemiomycetes; Wallemiales; Wallemiaceae
Product: DNA damage tolerance protein RHC31
Exons: 1
Coding region: 1-966 (321 amino acids)
Biological process (GO): protein sumoylation
Cellular component (GO): cytoplasm; SUMO activating enzyme complex
Molecular function (GO): SUMO activating enzyme activity
Source: RefSeq, a predicted model, not a curated record